Phytophthora sojae is the source of this 1047-nucleotide messenger RNA. RefSeq lists its product as hypothetical. The record is from RefSeq and is a predicted model, not a curated record. Gene Ontology annotation, molecular function: voltage-gated potassium channel activity. Gene Ontology annotation, cellular component: membrane. The transcript is spliced from 7 exons. The coding region runs from base 1 to 1047 and encodes 348 amino acids. Gene Ontology annotation, biological process: potassium ion transmembrane transport. NCBI's taxonomy places the organism in Eukaryota, Oomycota, Peronosporomycetes, Peronosporales, Peronosporaceae.
AUGGCGCGAGGCGAGCGGCAGCGGCUGCUGCCUCGCGAGGAGGACGGCCUGGACGUGGAGCUGUCGGUGCGAGACGCGCGCCCUGCGGCCAUAUCGACGCCCAAGCGGCGGCCUCUGCGGACGCAGCGCACGCGCUCCUGGGCCUCGCUGCGCGCCGACGUCUGGACGCUGCUGCACUACCGCACGUCGCUCAAGCAGCGCUCGGGGCUGCAGCGUGCGUCUUACGUCUUCGAGGUGUGCGUGCUCGUGCUCAUCACGCUCAACGUGGUGCUGGCUAUGCUGAAGUGGAUGUUCCGGCCCAUGUCUUUGAUUGACCUCGUCGUGCUGCUCCCGUUCUACCUCGAGAUCUUGCUGGAGAAACAAGUGGCUGUGUCUUCACGCGGUGUGCUAACACUGAGAGGCUUUCGACUCUUGCGUAUCAUGUCGUUUUUGCACCUGGAACACUCGUACCAAGCUAUGAAGAAUCUGCGCGAGAUUUUCGCGCUGAAGAAAGAGGAACUCGGCGUCGUGAGCUACAUGACCAUUGUCAUUGUGCUUACUUCCUCUACAACAAUCUUCUUUCUGGAGAACCCGGCACAGCCUGAGGUAUUCUCGAGCAUCGGCACAUGCUCUUGGUGGGCAAUCGAGACCAUCACGUCUCUCGGGUAUGGCGAUAUCGUCCCCAUCACGGCAGCAGGCCGGGCCUUCUCGUCUCUACUGGCGCUCUGGGGAAUUAUUCUGUUUACAAUUCCUGGUGCCAUACUCGGAAGUGGCUUCGUCGAAGUCAUGCUGAAAAAGCAAGAACUUAAGAACGAGCAGGCGAUGGAAGAGUCGAUCCGCAUUUCACUCACUCGGGAGCUGCGAUCGCUCAGCUCGAGCACCAUUGCCUUUACUGACCCCCACGAAGAGAAGCAGAAGGCGCUUCUGCAGCGCAUCACAGGCUCCGUGGCUCGGCUGCACGAGGUGCUCAAGGAGAUCAACACGCAAAUCGAGGUGCGCCGCGUUCAGUUCCCAUCUAUUAUGUAUUGUUCCCCAUUGCGUUCUGUGUGCAUAAUGUCUCUUAUAUAA